CAAUCGCGGGUAAUGUUACAAGAUGACUAGCACGCGCUGACAAUGGACGUCUCAAAUUGUGCAGAAAAUAACAAACAAUGUGUUGCAAAUAUUUUUACAGGACAAUUGCUUUCAAUCACAAGAAAAGUACAACUGUGUAUAGUGUAAAGCAGUAUUGCAAAGCUGUCUACAAUAUGGCAACACAAUGAAUAGUCAUUUUCCAUGUUCUGAUUCGUUUCCAAAUCAACAGGAAACACCGAUCUUUUGAAAAUUCGAUUCUUGUUGGACACAAUCUUGGUAACUCUUAGUUGAAAGAUUAUAAUCAUUGAGAUGGACUCGAGCAUUGUUGGGAGCUCAGUUUGGAAAGGAAAGAUCUUUGUUAAGCAGAGCUACGCAUGUAAAGCAGAAAUACGAACACGGGCACAAGGAUAUCUACUUUCUGAAAGGAAAAUCCAUUUGAAUGUCCACUGGAAGCUGGACUUGCAGCAGACUGAAAAGCGCUACCUGGCAGGCAUAGAAUCGCUAGAUACCACCUCGGAGUCUUGCCAAAACAGCUGGUUCUACAAUGUUGGCAAACUUGUACCGCUGAUAAACCAUGGAGCGUCAUCGUCGGGUCAUGAUGUUGUCAAUUUCAAAAAGCUGGUUGCGUACCUGUCUGCAAAACAGACAGUUGCAGUGAUCACACCACAGAAGGAGGAGAUACUCUUGCUGAUGAACGGUAACCAUGUGACUUCACGCCUCGGACUUCUCGAGUCAUCAUCCCCUUUCCUGCACUGCAUCCUCAUGUCCAGGGAGUCCAAGAAUCGCAACAGAGAUACACUCAAUGCCCUAGACAACAUAUGCCUUUCUGAGCUGUUUAUGGAACCAUCAACCAAUCAGUGGGAGGCCAGUGAACCACGUAGAAGUCUUCUGACCAAUGGGACGGUACAUGAGGCUUUUCAGCAGCAGUACUUGGAGAAGUGUCGGCGGGCGUCUGGUCUCGCGCUUCAGAGCUUGGAGAUAAACUCUCAGACACCAGAUGGUAAGCAAUUCAGAAAGGAUAAACGACAUAAUUCAAUCGAGAGAGGCCACAAACGGACAACAAAGCGACAUAAAUCUGGAGACACGCUUGACCUAUCUAGUACCACUAAUCAUAAUUCUAGACCAACAGGCAAAGUUGCAUAUAAGCACUCUCAAAGCAUAGAUUCAAAUCUUGGAAAAUUAUCUAACUCUAGUAACCAAAGAAAUGAAGGUCCUACUGAUUCUUGGCUAAAAAUAGAUUUUGGUGGGGGGCAACAGUUUGGGAUCCCCAGUGAAACAAGCGACGGUUCUGAACUUGGCCCGUUCAUUGUGCUUGAUUCACUCAAUGAAGAAGUAAGGAGAUCUGAAUCAGACUCUGUUUCUCAUAGCUUUAAGCAUAAGGAAAGAAGAAAUGACUGCUCAAAAGAUAAACAUAACAAAAAGGUCACUUCCGAUAAAAAGAAAAAAAGGGACAGAACAAAAGAAAGCAGACAUAGGGAAAAAGGUGCUUCAAAUGACACAAAUAAAGUAAGAGAAUCUUCCAAAGACAGAACAAAAGAAAUGAGACAAACAGAAAAAGAUGCUUCUUAUAACACAAAUAAUGUGAAAGAAUCUUCCAAUGACAGAACAAAAGAAAGAGAUCAUGCAAAAAAUUGGCCUAAAGAUAAAGGCAAUUCCAGUCACCAAAUAAACGAUAAAGAAAGAAUCUCGUCCAAAGAUAGGGAUAAAGUAAAAGAAAGUUGUGCUUUGAAGGAUCAGCAAAAUUGUAACACUGUCGCAAAUGAUGGCUAUAAAAUAGCUAAAAACGAAUUGUCAAAUGUUAAUGGAAGCAUGCAGAAAGAUGGUGAAAAGGAUGAUGGCCCUGUAAGUCAUCAUUUAAAAAAUGGCAAUAAAGACAAAAACUUUUCAAAAGACAGGCAUAGAGAAAGAGAUAUUUCAAAAGAAAGAUAUAAAGGUAAUGAAAGAGAGGCUUUCCAAGGUAAACUAAAUGUUAACCAAAAUGAAUAUUCCAGAAAUUUAAUAAAGGGAAACACAAGGGAAAAUCAUUCAAAAGAUGGACGAAAAGGAAGUAAAAGAGAUCAUUCAAAAGAUACACAUAUUGUAAAAGAAAGAGAUUCUUCAAAAGGUCGACAUCAAAUAAAUGGGAAAGACAAUUUGCAGCAUGAGCAAAGUGUUAACCACAGGAGUUGCUCAAAAGAUGGACAUAAACUUGAAAAGAAAAGAGAUGUUUCCAGUGACUGGCAUAGAGCUAACCAGUUAAAUGACUUGAUCCAACAAAGAGAUGAACGAAACAAGAAUAAUAACAAAGACAACAACAAAGAGCAAGCAGAAAUGAUGGGCCAAGAUACAGAGAAAGAAAGAAAAUCCAAAAGAGUAGCGAGUGGUGACAGUGUCAACAGCAAAAAAUCUAAUCAGCAUGGAGACCGUGAUAGGCCUAGUAGAAUUCAAUCACCUUCAGAUGUUUUUUCUUCCAUUUUUUCCGAAGUUGGCUGUGAAAACAUUAGAAAUGUUGGUAAAAUCCCCAAGAAAGGAAGCAAAAGAAACGAUGCAUCAAAUCAAACCAAUGCUUCAAAAAAGACUAGAUAUGCUCAUGGUGGUUACACCAGAGAUCAUUCAAAAUCAGGUCACAAGAAGGAGACAAAUGUGGUGGAACCAAGGUCAAAGAAGAAAAAACACAGUUCAGGCUCCCCUGAUAAGAAUUUUUUGACACCAAGUGACUGCAUGGAGGAUGAUGUAACAAACUAUUCAAGUGAAGAACAUCUUCCCUCAGACCCUGUGUUAUUUGCGGAAAGAUUGGAUGACCAUGAAACAGUUUACCCAUCGACUUCUGAAUCGCUUACAAGCAUUUUUAGCUCUGUGUUGUCAGUGAAAAAAUCCUCUAGGAUACCUGGUAUUUGUGACGAGAGAAGCAAUGACAGCAGUUACAAUAAAACAUCUACUGAGAGUGUCAAUGUUUUGUGCCACAAUAAACCUGUGGACAUUCAAAUCUCUGAGCGAAAGGUUUUAAUAACUGAUGGAGGUCUGUCUGUUGCAGUUUCACAUAAUUCUACUAUUUGCAAAACAUCUGAAUAUGUUUGCAAUGUGUUGGAAGCAGUUUUAUAUGGUCUCGACCUCAAUUGUGAUUUGAAGAAAAAUGAGUAUGACCUGUAUAAAGUCUGUUUGACCCUCCAUGAUAGUGCCUCGAUAGAUCUUGAACGCUGUGUGAGACAGGACAAGGAAAGAUUGAUAAUAACUCGGAAAGUUGCGAACCAAAAUGUCAAACCAGAACUAGUUGAUAACUUUCAGUUUGAAGCCCCAACAUCUGAAAGUGUGGCUGACUCUGACGUAAGAUUGGUUCUAUCCUCUACGACUGAGGUCUCGGGAGAAGGUAAUAUUAAAAAUGAAAAAUAUGCAAAACGGCCUGAAAGUAUCGAAAAGAUUGAAGAUUUAAGGCUGAAAGCUGGUCAUGAGGAACUAGCAGUUGCGAACUGUAAGGGUGAAGCAGAGAGCAAACUAAAAAAAUGUAGACAUAAUGCAAAUAUGCUUGAAAAAGCAACAGAUCUUGAAGUUUUGAGAUCGGAAGCUAUGCAUGAAGAUUCUUCAGUAUGGAGGCAAAUGUGUGAAGCUAAAGACCAACUCACUAGAAAUGAUACAAAGCUGCCUGAAAUAAAUAAAAGAAUUGAAGCUUUGAGACAGAAUGCUAUGUACGAGGAACCUGCAGUUACGGAGCAAAAGGGUGGAUCUGACAAUGAACUCCAAAGAAAUGUUGCAAAACUGCUUGAAAGUAACACACAACUUGAAGCUUUGAGCCCAGAUGCUGUGCAUGAGGAAUCUGCAGUUACAAAGCAAAAUAGUGAAGCUACAGAUGGACCCAGAAAGCAUGUUACAAAACUUCCUGAAAGUAACAAAACACUUGUUGCUUUGAACAGGGAAGCUACCUAUGAGAACUUACAGCAAAAUGUUCUUGACAAACACAUUGAACAUUGUGAUGGUAGGAAAGUCAAAAGUGAUGUUGUGUUGGCGCUUCCACCACCUACAAAUUACCUAUCUGAUGAUGAAUCACAGGAUGUGCACUGGGAAUCGAGGGAAUUGUUAAAAGACAGACAUGAAUCUGGUGAGGUCAUAGAGAUUGGCAAUGAAUUGGUAGAAUUUACUACACAGUCUGUCAAACUUGCUGAUGUAGAAAAAGCUGCUGGGCUUAGGGGUAAAUCCAUUAUAAGGGAAAACUAUUCUAAGGACAUACACACUGUUGCUGAGCUUGGAAUCAGAGCUUCAAAGAAUUCCAAUGGUCUUUUGCCAUUUAAUACAGAGUAUCAAGAAAUAAAUUUGCCUGAAACAAAGAUCAAAAUGUCUGAAGAAACAGAUAUUUUGAAAGAAAUUCAGAAGAAGUCCGUGAAAAUGAUUGAUGAGAAAGGGGAUAGGUUUGAAACGGAUAAAAGGGUCGCAAGAGUAGAUGGGAACUUAAAUACAUGUAAUGCAGCAGAAGAAAGCAAAGGAGUGAUUGGGUCCAACUUGGUUACUAUAACUUUUAAUGCUGAUCAACUAUUGAACAAGUGCACUUCAACACUUCAAAGUAGUGAAGGUGAAAAGGUUGGACAUAUGGUAAGAGGUGAUUUAAGUCCACAAAAGAACAGGGCAAUACUAUCACUGGAAAAAAACAUAGGUAAAGGGAUUCAAAAUGCAAAAAAUAAGCAACUAAGCCCAAUAAAAAGUUUUGAUAUAUCAGAGAAAGUUAUUACCAGAGAACGAAGGUCCUCGGCUUCAAUUGUGGGGAGAAACUUUUUGAAAGAGAUCAACAUCCAGUUAGCUAGUGCGAUUACAGAGCCAAAGCAGGUAUCACUCCACACUGACCGGUCAAGUCGCCCAGAGAAAAGACAGGAGAGGCAGUUCCACCCCUAUAAGAAGACAAGCACUAGACAAACUGAGAGGAUUGAUAAGCCCAGCUGGUCAUUUGAUCUGGCCUAUAGGGACAUGAAUGUUCUUCUGCAAAAUCUUACUGAGAACACAUUCAAAAAGGAAAAACGAAAACCCACUGUGUAUGGUACAAGAAAACAAGGCUAUGGUACCAACAGGAGGUUCUAUGGAUACCACUUUCAGCGGUCAGAAAUUCUACGCUCACCGCCGAGUGACAAGCAUUGCAGUUCUGAUGAGGAGGAACCAGUGGUCCCUGCUGCAAUACCAGACUUACUGGAGCGUCAACAGAAGGCUGACAUCCUAGAAGAGUUCCUCCUUGUAGAUAAAGUGAAUGAACAAGACAAUUAUGUCUACGAAACAGAUCCAUAUCAAAAGGACAUGACUGAGGAAACAUCGGAAUGGCUGAAACGAAGUUCUCAAGAAGCAAUUGAUAAGGCCAAGUUAAUGUUGAAAAGCAGUUCACUUUCUCCAAUUCCUACAAAGUCGGUCACAACUGGAAAGUGUCCACAUUCAACAAGACCUUCUGAUGAAAGUCUAAAACCAGGUGGAAAAACUUCAGCUACAACAAAACCUUCUAGAAGUCCCACACCAGUUAGAAGAACAAAAUCUUCUAGAAGUCCCACACCAGUUGGAAGAACAAAAUCUUCUAGAAGUCCCACACCAGUUAGGAGAACAAAAUCUUCUAGAAGUCCCACACCAGUUGGAAGAACAAAAUCUUCUAGAAGUCCAACACCAGUUAGUAGAACAAAAUCUUCUAGAAGUCCCACACCAGUUAGUAGAACAAAAUCUUCUAGAAGCACCACACCAGUAACUAUAUCAGUAACUAUAAGUCCACUAACAUCAAGGAAAACAUCAACAGAACCUUCUAAAAGUCCCACAUCAGCUAGAAAAACUUCAAAGCAAUCUUCUAGAAGUCGUACACAAGCUAAGAAACCUUCAUCAAAAUAUUCUAGAAGUCCCACACCAGGUAUUAAAACUUCAAGAAGUCCCACACCAAUUAGAAAAACUUCAACAAGAUUGUCCAGAAGUCCAACUCAUUCAAGAAAACCCCCAAGACUUUCAAAAAGUCCGACAAUAUGUCCAAGUAGUCCAUCCUCUGCUAGAAAAACACCGGUCACUCAAAAUCUAACCUUAAUGUCAGGAAGUCCACUACAUUCUAUGCAAAUGUGUGAGACUCCCGUUAGCACUCAGCCAUCUUCAAAUAAGCCUGAGCAUUCAAACAAUGCAUUGCUUGUAGCAGACAACAGCUGUCUUCCAAAUCGGACAAUUCAGCAAGAAAAAGGUUUGAAAGAUUAUUUCACAGUUGGAAAUGAUUAUAUGAUAAAUGUUGACAGUGGCAAAACUAAACAGCUCAGUAAAGCUUCUGAAACUGUGGCAAAGAGUGACACACAAUUUUUUGUUGAAACUAAACAGUGUGAAAGUCUCAAAAUGGAAGGUCGUAUUGAACUCCACAGUACCAUGCCUAGUAGAGAAAUUGAUGAACAAAAAUCAAAAAAUGCAAUAACUAAAAAAUUUGGUAAUGAUGGUUUUGAACAUGAGGAUGAAAGUGAAUUGAAUUUGUCAUCAGAUUUCCUUGUCCUUGAUGACAUUGGUCAAGAAAGGGAUGAAGAAAUAAAUAUUCAAACAAUGAAUCCUGAAACAAUAGAGGAAAAAGAUGUUUGCCAAAUUAUGGAUGCAAAUGAACAUACUUUAAAAAAUACUGAAUUACACAAAGGUGAUUGUGAUGGUGAUGCGAUAAAUGAUGCUUCUUCAAAUUGGGAGGAGCCUAAAAAAGAAAUGGAAAAAGAUCAAGAGGUUUGCCAAAUUAUGGAUACAUAUGAACAUACUUUAAAAAAUACUGAAUUACACAAAGGUGAUUGUGAUGGUUUUGCGAUAAAUGAUGCUUCUUCAAAUUUGGAGGAGCCUGAAAAAGAAAUGAUAAUACGCAAAGUUAUGGAUAAAGACUGUUUACCUGAAUCAGAUUAUGCAGAUCUGAUUGAAAAGCUACACGAAGGUGAACUUUCAAUAGAAAAUCCAUCAGAUAUUUUAUUGAGUGAGAAUGACAUAGAAUUGGUGGAAAAUACUGAUGAAAACAAUAAUAGUAGCUUAAUAGAAUUGGAUUCCGAGUUAGAUGAAGAAGAAAUUAAAGAUAUCUUUUUAGAAACCUCCAAUAUUGAGAACCAUGAAUCACUAAAAGUUCCAAUGUUAGUAGAAUCUGAGGCUGUGCAGUGUGGACAGAGUAAGAAAAAGCAAAAGAUUGAUGAUGCAAAUGAAGGUUUGAACAAUUAUGAGAAGCAUGAAGAAAAUAAAAGUAAACAGUGGGUGGAAAUGAUAAAUAGCUAUAGUGAUUCUGAAAAAAUGCAAAAGAAAGAGGUGUCAGAUUGUUUACUGCAAGAUACAGAUAUAAAUAUUUUUGAGGAGGCUGAACCUGCAUUUUCAAGUGAAAACAAUGACAGCAUCUUGCUUGUAGAAGUGAAGAAACAGGGCGAUUCUAUGGCAACUGAUUCUGCAAUUGUUAAUGCUAAUAUAUCUGACGUUAUGCCAAAUGAAACUGAUUCCAAAGCUAGAUUUGAGCAGAAAUUUGACCAAACUGUGGGGAAUUUUGAGCCCAAUCAUGCAUGCAAACAACAAGAAAAGAGCAUAGCUGUACCCUCAUCUACUAGUGCAGAAGCUAUGUCUAGUGAAGAUAAGCAUGUCCAAAAGAGGGUAUAUGCUGAUGACUAUCUUUUUGAAGGCAGCAAUAUUUCAGUUAUAGAGGACUGUGCUAAAUUGAUUGGUCCCAAUAACUAUCUGGAAAAAGAGACAUACAUUUUGAAUAUGUGCAAAUUCAUGAAAGUGACCAAAGAUUGCAAGGUUUCAAAUAAUGUUCAGCAAUUGUCAGAAAAUAAAGCUGAUCUAAAAAAUGGUAUCAAAGAAGAUACAACUGUUGGGGUUGAAAAGAGUUACUUAAAUGCAGAAAAUUAUGCUCUUCAGUGCAUUAGUGAGAAUUUGGAUACUAAAUAUGAUUGUUCAAUGCACACACAUUUAAGUUCAAACCCAACCUAUGAACAGGUUUGUGAGACAAGUUUUCAACUAAAGUAUAGCAAUUUAGAGAAAGAAUUGAAACAAGAGGUUAACUUUGUUAUGCAGACAAAUUGUCAACAAUUUGAAUCAGAGAUCGUUGAUCUGAAAAAGAAGGAUACAGAUAUUGGGACUGGAAACAGAACAAUGGAUUUCGAUGAUCUUGGACAACAGAACACAGAAGAAUCAAGUUUAACCGAUAAAGAAAGUGGUUUUUGUGAUAAUAUAGAAUCAGAACCAACAAAUGUAGUGAUUGGAAAAAACAUGUAUUUAGGUACAAAGUGCAGUGUUUCUUUUGAAUCUAGUAAAAAGGAAGACCUGAAACCAAGUCUGUGUGAUUCUGAGCCGCAAAAAACAAAUGGUACAGUAGAGUCGAGUAGAAUAGAAAUUUCAGGCUUAAAACAGAUUGGCAUAUCCUAUUGUAGUAGCAGUGACAGUUCAAGGGAAAACUCUUGUUCCACAUGGAAAACCAGUCAUUGUGAACCAGGAGACAUGACCACUAGUGAAGCUGUAAUUGAUACAGUCAAAAGUGUCGUAAAUGAAGUAUGCAGAAAGUUGAAAAAGCUUCAGGAAAGUAACUUCAGUGGAUAUGAGAUGACACCAGAUACAAUUGCCAUGUUUGAACAAGAUGUGUCAAGGAGUUCUAGGAGUGAAAACACGCAGAAACCUUUAGUAUUUCCUGAUGAAAACACAGAGGCUGCGAGAGAAUACCCAUUAAAUGAUGAUGCAAAUUUGAAAUUCAAUGAUAUUGUAAUGCAGAAUGGAGAUGAUCGUGAAAAUGAUGAUUGUGACAGUAGCUCAAAUGUUGUUAUUGCUGAUUAUAGCCAACACAGUGAGGAUGACAGUUCUUCCGGAUUUAAAUAUGUGUUUUUGAAUGCUUUUGAGGACAAGAAAAGGCAACCUCUAAUUGAAGAGUUUUUAAUUGACAUUGAACAGUCAUCUUUGCACCAUCAAGAACUUGAAGCUGAGGUUUCGGAUAAGCUUCAGGAUUCACUAGACUUUGAUCUGAGAGAUAAUAACUCUGAAGUGUUGAAGUCAUUUGAAGAAAAAUUGAAAAAGUUGACAGCUAAAUCUGCAGCAGAACUCACUGUUUCACAACCGUGUCAAAUUGCUGACAAACAUGGACUUGAAGAACUUAUUUUAGAGCAAAUUUAUACUGAAACACUUUCAGAAACAAAAGUUUUAUUCAAAGCCAUCGCUGCUAAGACAGAUGAACUAGGAUCAGUUGAAACUCACACAUUUAAAGUGGAAAGCAUAGACCAAGUAACAUUACAAGUUGCAGAAACGGUCAAUGCAAUGGUAAAUACAAUUAAUAAAACUUUUGAACAAUUUGGGACUGAUUUCAAAGAAGUUAAAUUAUCAGAUCAGGGUGACAUUGCUACAGAACACCUGGUAGCUAGCAUGCAUCAUGAAAUAAUUUCUGAAGCAAACAGUGACUUAUCAGCAUUAGCUUUUUCUGAAGCAAAAACACCUCUUGAAAGGUAUGCGGUUGAAGUGAUAAAUCCUGAAAAUACUCUAGAACAGAGUAUGUCAGUGCAAGAGGAGACAGUACAUAAGAAAAUUUCAUGUAAGACAAAAAAGGCUAAAGCUUGUGAUCAAGUCAUAUCAGAGACAAAAUCCGACCCUGCUGUGGCAGAUUUAUCGAAGUUGUUAAAUGACCUUGAAGAGCGUAAAAAACAGCUUAUUCUUGAGGAAUUUCUUAAAGACAUUGAAAGGACAUCUGCUAGGCAUCAAGCCAUGGAAUCAGAGGUAUUUAAUAAGCAUGUUGGACUUGAUGAAGUAAUAAAAGAAGGCAGUGGCUUUGUUUCUAUGAUGAAAAAAUUAUGUGCAGAUGAUAACCCAUCCUCUUCAAUAGCCAUGGGCGCAAAAGCAUGUCUACAGAGGAUGGUUGAUUCAGAUUCAAAACAAGCCAGUAAUAUUAAAGUAUUAACUGAAGAAGAUCCUACACAACUUCUAACAAGUGAACUUGGGAUUUUACCUGAUGCAUAUUGCAGUCAGAUUCCACCACUGAAUCAUAGUCAAAAUCAAAGUCCUAUAAAUUUUUUAAGUUCACAACGAAAGUCAAUAUUGACUGCUUAUACUGGUGCAACAAUUGUUCAAUCUGGACAAAUGUCUAUUUCUACUAAAGGUUAUAAAGAGAAAUCAACACCAGAAACUGAAAAUCAACUCAAGUCCACAAUGGCAGCUGACACCGAAGUAAAGCCACCAAGUACAGCUGAUCCUAAAGUUAAGUUUAUACUUGCAGAUAAUCCUAUAGUGAAGUCAAUAUCAAGAGCAGAUCCUUAUGUGCAGUCACCAAUUGCAACUUAUAAUGGAGUGAAGUCAACAAUUACAGCUGAUCAUGAAGUGCAUGAAGUGGAGUCCACACAAGCAGCUUAUUCUAAUGUGAAGUCCACAUCAAUAGUUGAUUCUAAAGUGCAGUCGACAAUUACAGCUAAUACUGAAUUGAAAACCCUACCAGCCUCUAAUCCUCAACUGGUGUCCACGUCACCAGCUGAUUUUGAAAUGAAGUUCACAUCAACAACUGAUUCUAAAGUGCAGUCUACAGAAACAGCUUCUCCUAGUCAGAAGUCCAUAUUAACAGCUGUCACUGAAGUUGAAUCAACAUGCAUGUCUGAAAGUGGAUCCUCAUUAAUGGCUGAACCUGAAGAAGAAUCAACAACUACAACUGAUCUUGAAUGGAAAUCCUUAUCAAUAAUGGAUGCAGAACUUAAUUUCACAUCAGAAGCUCAAACUGAAAUCAACUCUGUAACAAUAAAGGCCUCUAAUUUCGAGAAGAAGUCCACAUCUAAAACUUAUUCUUCAGAAAAUUUAGAAUCAGCUGUGGAUACUGAUGCAAAUGGUACCUUAUUGACAAAUGCUGUUGAAAACCAAACAUAUGUAGGUAUUUCUGAACUAAACCAAAAUGAAAGCAAACAUGCAAUAUGUACCAAGGUAAAUCAACUUGCAAUGCAAUUAGAAUCAGGUUUGUCUCCAAUAAAGACUCUGACUGUUAGAAAAAGGAAAAAACCUGCUUCUAAAACGCAAAAAAUGUUUGUUGUUCUUGAUCCAGGACUGGACAGUAUAGACGAUGUUGAUACUGUGAGUGGAAUGUGCAAUGACCAUGAUGAUCCUAUCACUUCAGUAAUAGCAGUCAAUGUUGUGUCAGAUGCAAUUAGUGCUGAAGUGUGUCAAUCAGAUAUAAAUGGCAAAGCCAAGUUGACUUCUUCUUAUUCAGUAGAUAUGCAGUCUUCACUCUCAAGACUGCAGUAUGAGGAAAAUCAAAUGGUGGAUAGAGAUGCAUGUAGUUCAGAAAAUCAGUCAAGCUCUAGUUACUCUUCUGGUAUUGAUCCUGUUCAACCUCCAUCAUGUAAUGAACCCCAAAAUAUUUUUGAAAGCAUUGAAACCCAGUCUGCCACUCUAAAUCCUUACAUGGAUUAUGCAUUAGUGUUUCAAGGCAAUGCCCAUAGUUCCAUGUACACUCAAUCCCCAUUUUAUCAACACUAUCCAUAUGGUUGGCCCAGUUCUUCAGCCUUGUUCCAGAGUCCACUUGCCAGUCAUUGGCAUACAUCAUCAGGCUCAGAAUCUAGAGAAUAUUUGUCUCCCAGCUAUAGAAUGCCUUACAGUUCUAUGAGCAAUCCUCCUCAAAAUACCUACAAUGGACAGAGCAUGUACUCACCACAGUUUUUAAAUAGGGUUCUGAACCCAAACCAGAAUGCAGCUGCUUAUUCCCCAAAUAAUUUAAUGUUUCCAUACCCAGAUUGGAUAUUCUCACCAGACUACAUGGCCAUGUUUUCACCCGGGCAAAAUCCUUAUUUCUACUAUGUUUCAGAAGGCAAUGCAAUGUCAGAAACUCAUUUAUGUAUGGAAAAUAUGAACACAUAUCUCAAAACUUCAGACUGGGAACUAAUUGACUCUAUUGAAGGACACUGUGAUAUGAUCCCUGAAGAUGAAAAAACUGAAUCUGAAAAAGAAAAUUCAAAAUGUUUAACUAAUGUUUCUGAAAUGAAAAAUCCAAAUGGCCUUGGAAAAAGUGUUCACAAGUUUGAAGAAUUGACAAAACUUGACUUGCCAAACACAGAGAUUGAGUCGUCAGCUCACAAAGGAACACCCCAAAACAGAGAAGCACUUGAGCAUGGACCUACUGUUACUUUUACAGCAGAGAGUACUUCUGUGAGAGUGGUAGUGGAUAAAGCUUCACAUAAUGGAGUGUCAAGAACUGAAACUGUUGUUAAAAGUAGUAGAACGGAUGAGAUAUUGCAGCAGUCUUUUAAAACUGACAAUCCAACAAGAAAGCCUCCAGCUAUAAAUUCUGUUGAUAAAAUUCCAAAAGGGGACAAGCAAGAACAAAAUGCUUGGAAUCCCAGGAUGUUGAAAGACAUUUGUAUGGCAUUCAUAUUGAAAGUAAAAUUUGCCAGAGAGUUCCAGUGUGCCAUGCCUGCUAAAGCAAAGUUAGAGACAAAAAACAAAUAUGUUGAAAAGAUAUCAAAUCAAAUUGAUGUUUCAACAUCAAAAGAAGAUUCAGUUGAUGAGCAACCAUCAAAAGAAAAAAAUCAUUCUAGAGAAUUAAUAUUGCUGGAUGAAAACACAGAAUCUAAAACAAAAUUGCAAAAUUUGAAAUUAGAUUUCAAUGUUAGAAACACAAAUAAUGAACACGCACCAUGGUCAAUAGGAAAAAUGUUACAAUCUGCUUCUGCACAGGAACAGAGAAAGAAGAUACUACUUUUUGACAUUAACUCUAUCUUCAAAAACAAGCACAAUGCUGUUGACAAACACUUUGAAAAUAUUGAUUACAUAAACACUGAAAACAAAAUUGAAGAUGUUCGUACACAGUCAGAUGAGCUAGAAGAUAUUCCAUCUUUAGUUAAGCCAGAUUCACCUUUAUCAGGUCAUGAAUGGAUUAGUUGUAUGCAGGCAUCAGUCUUGCAUUGCAAACAUUACAAAGAAAAAGAAAAAAUUAUUGCUGUCGAGAUUUUACCAAAUGUCAAUUCAAUUACAUAUUUUGAUCACAGUUCAGUUGAUUUUGAAGCUCAACAGUCAGAAACAAAUAAUUGUACAAAGACAGAUACUGAAAUUGAUAUAUCAAACAGCAGUGCUGAAAUCAAUUCAGAAAAUAAAGAAAAUCAAUAUGGCAACAAAACAAGACCAAGUGAAGAUAAACGAAUUCCUGAUCAUCCUAAGGCAUUCCAGCUUUUGCUUAACUCUUAUGACUCAUCUGAUGGUAAUGAACAUGAUAAUCAAAAAGCAACAAGGAAGCUUAUAUACACAGAGCAGCAUACAAAUGUUUCACUGCAUUCUGAGAUUAUCCAGGAAUUCAAGGAGAGUAGAUGGCUUAAAGAAGACGAAGAACAAGAAAUAGACCUCACUGGUGAAAUUAUAAAAUCUGGUCUUGAAACCUUCUCAAAAGAUUCUAAAUUUACAACAAGUGCACGUAUAAGGGAUCACAUACAAGGAACAAAACAAGAUUGUUAUACUGUCAAACCUAGAACUUAUGUUGAUAAAGAUUGUAGAGAUGAUAAUUCAACACCUACUCCAAAGUCUAAAAGUGUAGACCAAAACAAAAAUCCCGAUGCUACUGACCUCGCAAAAGAAGUGUUUAAUAACGAAACUGAAAUAAUGAAUGUAGUGGAUAAAGUAUAUGAACAUCCAAGUUUCAAAACAAAAACGAAGAAAGAUGCCACUCCAAAUUUACAACUAGUGAAGAAAGCCAAGUCUGAGUGCUUGUCUCAGAAAAAUAUAGCUCUACCAGAUGUUUGUCCUGUCAAAACAACCAAAUCAAAAAGGAAAAUGGAUUUUACUAAUAUCUGGCUAAAGAAAAACUUUGAUGAACAUUAUCAAACUGCUGCUAAUCCAGUAAAAAACAAAGACAAUGAUGCAAAAACAACAAAAAAACUAAGAAGCUUUCCAAUUAUCGAUUUCAAAAGUAUUCAUGUUUUUGAGACUGAUGAUUUAGAGCCCGAGUUGAAUAAAUCGAGCCAACUGGAUACUAAAAAAUCUUCAAGGCAAGAAAGUUUACCUGAAAAAUAUUUUACGCCCAAAAAUAUUGAACACAUAGAAAAGAUACAAUCGUCAAAGGUAAAGAAAUUGCCAAAUUGUGGUAAAUUGAAUGAAAAUGUCUAUUCUGGUCCUCACAUUGGAGCAGGAACCAGAAAGAACAGCUUGCAUCUGUCCAGCAAAAAGAGCAGUCUAAAGCAUUCCAGCAAAAGAAAUUCAAAACUAAGAUCAUCAACUUCAUUUGACUCUUCCUCCUCAUCUUUGCUUUCUUCAUUAUCACACUCAACUGAAAAUUCUAGAAAAAUAUCUAAAACGCCAAAAAAUGGUAGCAAAGGAAGAAGGCAAUCAUCAUUUGGGUCUACUAAUAGCUUCUUAUCCUCAUCAACAGCAUCGUAUUCAUCAUCCAUGAAAGCUGGAAAGAAGUCUAAAAAAAAAUCCAAAUUAAGAUCAAGAUCUUCCUCCUCAACUUCCUCCUACUCUUCAUCAUCAUCUUCGCUAUCCUCUACCACACUAUCAAGCUCUAUUUCAUCAUCAACCACUACUGGAAAAGAUACCAAGACACCAAGAAACAAUAGUAAAGGAAAAAGAAGGCAGUCACCCUUUGGGUCCUCUUCUAGCUUCUCAUCUUCUUCAACAGCAAUUCAGUCUGCAAAGAAGUCCAAGUCAAAAAGACCCAAAAAUGUGGAACACGUUAGAGGCAGAUCAUUAAAACGCAAAUUGGACAGAAGCAGCAGCUGUAGUUCUGUAAACAGCCUUAUGAGAAAAAGUUUGUCAUCACCUGUACAUAAUCCUGAAAGACGAGGUUUAACGAGAGAAUCAAGAUUUGUGAAGAAUACAUGCCACUGGAACAAAUCUAGCAGAUACAAGCGAUUUCAGGAAAUUCGGGAAAGAAGACCUGGCCGUUCAAAGUCCAGCUCUGGCCCCCAUUGCACUAGUCAGUCUGAAAGUGAUGCCAACACACAGAGAAAACGGCACAAGUCAGACAAAGACUUCCCAACAUCAAAUAAUUCCUUUGACUUAAAAAGCCAUGGAUUUUCAAGAAACGCGAGCAGACUUCAGUACCUUAAAGAUGAGUCCUUUGUAAAGGAGGGUGGCAAACGGUUGUACAGGAGUGACUCUGACAGCAGCAUGAUGACUGAUAGCAGCUUUCACUCCUGGCGCAAGAAACAUGGGAUUAAAAUGGCAAGAAUGGACCGAUCACCUAGUAGUACAGAUAAUGGCUGCAGUCGCAACAGAAGGCAUUCCUGUGGCCGAAGUACAAAAAAUUACCGAAAGACUCCAGACAGAUUUUGUUUUCGUAAUUCAAUUGGGUAUAGUAACGUGGUGAUGUCCUCCCCAGAUAAUACGUCCUGUCAUACCGGUUUUGUUCAUCGGAAGAAUAUGAAAAGCGUGUUUAUAUCCACUUUGACACUGGAAACUAUGAGUACAGAUUCUCUUGAAAACUUGCUGAGAGGUCUACUGAUGUUUUCUGAUCCAAACAACACGUGGAGACUUCACAUCAUCUGCCGCCAGGUCAAUCAUCUGAAAAAAUUACAGUUGAAAGGAAAACUGGAAUUGCUGUGCUGUGAAAGGUUCAGUCAAGUUGUCUACCUUGGGCAGGACAAUAUGAACAGAACAUUGGAAGAAGGGAUGAAAGAGAAGUAUCGUUCAAAUGGAAUCCCUGUCAUCAUGAUUCAAGCUACAAAGCCAUUACUCCUGACACCUGGUAUUGUUCAUAGGACCCUGGAACAGUUCAUGGCCUGGGAUUUGAAAUCUGUCUUUAAUUCAUGCACCGCGACAUGAAUUAUGGCUGAGAACAGAAGCAAGCUGUGCUGAUCAUGAUAGGCUAUGAUAUAGAGCAAAACAACAGAUUUUUGCUGAUACCCACUCUCUUGGACAGAAUGGAAAAUUGAACAUCUUUUAAUGAUUAUUUUUACCCCCCCCCCCCC
Molecule: messenger RNA, 15812 nt
Organism: Dreissena polymorpha
Lineage: Eukaryota; Metazoa; Mollusca; Bivalvia; Myida; Dreissenidae
Exons: 17
Coding region: 310-15666 (5118 amino acids)
Source: RefSeq, a predicted model, not a curated record